AUGACUAAGCGAACAAAGAAGGUUGGAAUCACCGGUAAGUACGGUGUCAGAUACGGUUCUUCUCUCCGAAGACAGUGCAAGAAGCUCGAAAUCCAGCAGCACUCCCGAUACGACUGUACCUUCUGCGGUAAGACCACCGUUCGACGAGGUGCCGUUGGUAUCUGGACCUGUUCCGCCUGCAAGAAGACCGUUGCCGGUGGUGCUUACACCGUCUCCACUGCUACCGCCAACACCGUCCGAUCUACCAUCCGACGACUGCGAGAGCUCGCUGAGGCCUAA
This is a messenger RNA of Yarrowia lipolytica CLIB122, 279 nucleotides long. Lineage: Eukaryota; Fungi; Ascomycota; Dipodascomycetes; Dipodascales. The record is from RefSeq and is a predicted model, not a curated record.